AAGCAAUCCAGUGGUAGAUGUUGCUCCUGCAAAUAAGGUUGAUGAGGAUAGCAAGAUUAAGGCUUUAAUUGACACCCCUGCCCUUGACUGGAAUCGUCAAACACAAGAAGGUUAUGGUGCUGGAAGAGGCUUUGGUAGGGGAAUGGGUGGGAGGAUGAUGGCUGGUCGUGGUUUUGGCCGAGGUGGGCUGGAGCGAAGGACACCUCCAGCAGGUUAUGUUUGUCACAGAUGCAAAGUACCAGGUCAUUUUAUCCAGCAUUGCCCCACGAAUGGUGAUCCAAAUUAUGACAUUAAAAGGGUGAAACCCCCAACCGGCAUUCCUAAAUCAAUGUUAAUGGCAACUCCUGAUGGUUCCUAUGCAUUGCCUGGUGGUGCUGUAGCUGUUCUUAAGCCGAAUGAAGCUGCAUUUGAGAAGGAAAUUGAGGGGUUACCUACAGCUCGUCCUGUCAGUGAUCUCCCACCAGAAUUGCACUGCCCACUUUGUAAAGAAGUAAUGAAAGAUGCUGUUUUGACUAGCAAGUGCUGUUUUAAGAGUUUUUGUGACAAAUGCAUAAGAGAUUAUAUCAUUAGCAAGUCAGUGUGUGUCUGUGGUGCUACAGACAUACUAGCAGAUGACCUUCUGCCAAAUAGAACACUUAGAGAAACAAUUAGUCGCAUAAUGGAGUCAACAACCAAUAGUACAGAAAAUGCAGGAAAUCUUGUUCAUGUUCAAGAUAUGGAGUCAGCUCGCCAGGUACAACCCAAAAACCAGUCUCCUACUCUUUCUGCUGCUUCCAAAGAUGAACAUAAGCCACUUCCUCCACCGGAACGUUCUCCAAAUGUGAAUGAAGGGGAGGCUGCAAGUGAUGUAAAGGCUGCAAAUAUGGAGACAAAUUCUGUGGACAAGAAGGUCGCUGCAAAUGUGAAUAAAUCUGAAGCAAUGCCGGUAUCAGUGAGUGCAAAAGAACCAUCAUCAGAGAGUGCUCCAGUUCCUGAAGAAGGCCAGGAAAAGUUGAUUGCUGGAGACCAAGGAAAGAAGAAGAAGAAGAAGAAGACACGGAUGGCCGGCAAUGCUUCUGACAUGCAGUGGAGGACUUAUCAAGAUUUUGGAGCUGAAAACUUUGCGGGAAUGCCUUUGGCUGCUCCAGGCUACAACCCGUACUGGGCUGGUGGUGGAAUGCCAUUUGGACUUGAUGGAUACAUGGCGCCUUUCACUGGUCCCAUGCAAUACAUGGGUUAUACUCCUGGCCCCUUUGAUGUCCCUUUUGGGGGAGGUAUUCUUCCACAAGAUCCAUUUGCUGCACAAAGUUAUAUGAUGCCAGUAGUUCCAAGGGAUCUGUCUGAGUUAGGCAUCGGUGGUAUGAAUCAGGGGCCUGGAUAUUUAACCAGGGAAGAAUUUGAGGCUAAGAAAGCUGAUCUAAGAUGGAAGCGUGAAAUGGACCGACUCAAUGAAAG
Elaeis guineensis (African oil palm) is the source of this 1434-nucleotide messenger RNA. NCBI's taxonomy places the organism in Eukaryota, Viridiplantae, Streptophyta, Magnoliopsida, Arecales, Arecaceae. The record is from RefSeq and is a predicted model, not a curated record.